GUUUCGUAAUUUUUUUAACUCAUGAAAAAUGUAUUAUUUUAUUGUUUAACAAAUUUCAUAAGAACACCGGAUAAAUAAAUAUUCUAAAAUGAUUGAACUUUUGGAAGAAAUGUGAUUUUUAUAUAAUGUUAUUUAAUAACAAAGAUGAAUAUUUGGGAAAAAAGAAGAAAUAGGUUAUGUGUAGGAAAUGUUAUGUUCAAUCAAGUUCAAAAUUUAAAUUUAAUGGAGAAAUAUGGAAAGUCCAGAAGUUUUUAAUUUCAUUGCGCCAGAUUAUUCAUUUACCAUAGAUAAAUUUAAAGGAAAGUUAUCAAUAAAUCAUUCUACUAUAAAUAAUUUACAUUAUAAUUAUAUGGUGUCUAUCAUAACAUCAAAUCCAACUGCAUUAGAUCAAGUUCUUCACAAUUCCAGAGAUAAGUCCAUAUUCUAUAAAGUAUAUGGUUUUAGUUUAGUAGAUUUAGUGAACCUUGAAUUUUUAUCCAGCUUUACACAAAAUGGAAGACUCAGCUUGCUCAGCAUCAAUACCAGAAUAGACUGUGAUAACUGCAUUGGAAUCACACCAAACAGUAAGCUUCACUUAAAUUUGAACAAGGAGAGUUACCAAUGUCUUGGACUGGAUGGAAGUUCUUCACACUUUACCAAAAAACUGGAAAAUAGAUAUACUGCCACUGUAGAUCUUAGUGAUGGGAAAUUAUUAACCAACAAAAAGAAGUUCGAAAGACUUAGGUCAUGUCUGCAAGUUUUAGAAAAGGUUACAGUAUUGGUAUCCUGGGAACCACCUGACGAAAUAAUAUGUCCAUCUUCGAUUGCUAAAUUCUUUGUAGAUCUUGGAUACAGGGUGGAAGAGUGUACAGCUACAAAUUAUUCUCAUACAAUCAAUACGAAAGUUUUCGGUAUAAAUCUUGAGAGUGAAGAUGAAUUUGAUACUUUAGAGUUUAUGGAGUGGUUGGGAAUGGUCAUGCUAGGUUGUAACUUGAAGCCAGAUAAAACGAACUAUUUAUCUAGUUAUAUAGCAGAUAUAGAGGAUAAAAUGGAACAACAAGUUAGUUGUUUGCAAUUGAAGGGGUUUUUCUCAUCUAAUGAUGUAAAACAGAUAAUUGAAAAUACUGUAAAUGCAUCUACUUGCUUAGAAGAUCAGUGGACAGCAAUAUAUGUACAAGGCUUUUCAGAUUGUCCUGUUGCUUGGGGCGAAGAAGAACACCAUUAUUUUACAAACGGAGACAACGGAUAUGUAUUAGUCUUUGAUAAAAAUGGAGGUUUAGUUUAUACACACAAAUGCUCUAGAAAAAGGUAUAAAUAAAGAGAAUGACAAAAUUUAUUAUUUACCAUUAUUAUUUACAUUGCGUCAUCCGGAAAAAUAAUAGUUGGGGUACAUAUUGACAUUUUCAUUAUAAAAAACUGUAUACAAUUCUUUCAUUUUUCAAUUAGUUUAGGAUAGUAUAGGUGCUGCAUAGGGCAGCAGCUAUGACAUUACUUCAUUAAGGCUAUAGCGGAAUGAUUUCUACUGUUGCCUUAAUGACAGAUACUCACGAGUGGAUAUCACAAUGAUUCAACCGGCCGUGAUACUGCGAUCAGGCAGGCACGGGGAAACCACCUGAUUAUAUUCCCGUGACUAUACCAUCAUGAAUGUAUCGAAUCAGUUAGAUAUGCUUAGCGAUCGGCGCUCAGUUGGUUCCGGGCCAACUAGUGUCAAAUGGGCUACCGGGCAUGUGUUUGUAAGCAACCAGGCAACACAUGCGAAAUUGGCGCCUGGAAAAAAAUUAGAUUUUCAGUUAAGAAAAGCAAUGGGAAGGCAGAUCAUGUUGUAUACAUAUCGGGAGCAAAUAACACAGGAAGAAAUGGUGAAAUGGCAAUUAUGGUGACUAAAAAGUUUCACAAUACGUGAUGAUUACCAACCAAUAAAUGAUAGAUUAUAAAAAUAACCUUACUAGCAUCAAAAACAAAACGAGCAUUCUUCAGGUCUAUAUGCCAACCUCAGACGCGUUAGACAAUGAAGUGCAAGACGUAUACUCCGUUAUUGAAGACACAAUAAGAAAUAUUUCAUCUAAAGAACCAUUCAUAAUCAUGGGCGAUUUUAACGCUAAGGUAGGAGGAACAAGAAAUGAUAACAUCCAAUAUGUAGGAAACUAUGGGUUAGGUAUUAGAAACAGCCGAGGCGAACGUUUAAUAGAUUUUGCAACCGAAAACAGUUUGGUCAUUCUAAACACAAUGUUCAAACAUCAUGCCCGUCGUUUAUCGACGUGGACCAGCCCAAAUGGAGAAUACCAGAACCAAAUCGACUACAUAUUGAUUGGAAACAGAAGACAUAUUUUACAAACGUAAAAACUAGACGAAGAGCUGAAUGUGAAUCUGAUCAUAAAUUGUUAUGGGCUUGCUACAAAGAACAAUGCCGCACCAAAAUCAAAACAGGCUGGAGAUUUUAAAUCUGAAAAUAUUUAGAGAUGCAUUCAAGGAAACUAGUAUGUUGAAUACACAAGACAACCCAGAAGAAAUGUGGAAAGGUUUCAGAAAUUCCAUAGAAACCUCUGUAGAAAGAACCAGGACAGAAAAAAAGAUCAUCAAAAAAAUCCCUGGAUGACAGACAGAAUGCUGCAACUUCUCUCAAAUCUCUCAUAUAUCAAAACGACAACAACAAAAAUGAAUUAGCAAGGUUAAAUAGAGAAAUUAAAAGAACAUGUAGGGAUGAUAAAAAUAUAUAUAAAUGAAGAACGCGAAGAACUAGAGAGACAUGCAAACAGGUAUGAAUCCCAUGAGCUAUAUAACAAAGUCCGAUAUCUAUCCAGUGAAUUUAAACUAAUCACACAAAUAAUAAUGGAUCAAAACCAACAUAUUAUAAAUGACGAGAAAGGGAUUGCGGAGGUAUGGAGAAAAUAGUGUCAAAGUCUAUAUGCAGAUGAUCCCCAGAAUGCAAAUCACGACGAGUUCACUGCAGAGAGAGAAUUAAACAUACUAAAGUCAGAGGUAGAAACAACAAUCGAAAAAGUUAAAAAAUAGAAGAUCCCCUGGUGCAGACCAGUGCAAACUGGUAACAAUUUGGAAAAAUUCUAGCAUAACAAUACACUCAAAACUAAGGCUGGUAAGAUCACUCAUUUUUCCCUUAGCUACAUAUGCAUCCGAAACGUGGACUCUAAAAAAAGCGGAUAAAAAUUAACUAGACGCUUUUAAAAUGUGGGUAUAACGCCUCGUUAAGAAUAUCCUGGAUUGAUCAUCGCACUAACGUAUCGAUAUUAGAACAACUUAAAGUAAAGGAUAGAUUGCUUAAACAAAUACAACAGAGACAUUUGCAGUAUUUUGGACACAUUGCUAGAAGAACAGGUACGAUGGAAAAACUGAUAGUCGAGGGUAGAAUUGACACACACACACACACACAUAUAUAUAUAUAUAUAUAUAUAUAUAUAUAUAUAUAUAUAUAUAUAUAUAUAUAUAUGUGCGUGUGUGUGUUUAUAUGUUCACUUAAAGUAAAAGUUCAUUUAUGUAAUUUGCAAGUGCACAAUUGGAUUUUCCUAAUUAUGUAAAUUAAUAUACUUAAAAUAUAAGUAAUUCCAAUGAAAAGAAACCUUUCAUUGAAAUAACACCAGGGUAAAUCUCUCUACCUGCCUUUAUGAUAAUUAAUUUUUGUAACGAACAAAAAAUGUCAUUAAAAAAGUUAUAGUUUGUCAUUAAAUGUGAUAGAAAGUUUCUUUGUCUCGUAUGUUUUGUAUAAAAUUAUGGAAUUUGAAAGUAGUUUUUUGAGAAGUGCUUUUUGGUGAUAAGAAGUAUUCACUUCAAAAGUUAAAUAUAAGUCCCAUAUCAUAUUAUAUUAAGAUUAAUUUUUAAAAUUCACUGCAACAGUGUGAACGAUACGCUACAGUUACGAAUGUCAAAACCGAAAACGGAUUUUUAAAAAAUUUUAUUUUCGUAACAAAAUUUAUUUUUGAGAACGUACAGGUAUGGUAACAACUACAAAACAAAAAGCUCUUAAUCUAAUUAAACACUGGUAUAUAUAGUCUUUCUAUAUGUCGUCACACAUUGAAUAGUCCAGGGACGUAACUCCUCCACCCUUAGAAAGAAGGAUAUCCUUGGGAUGUGCUUCUUUACAAAAUUAAUUCCGGGGUUUCUUCUUUUCUUCUUUCUUCUUGUUUUCUUUGACGCACAUUUUUACAAUAUUUAGUUAAAUAAUAUAAAAUUAAAAUGAAAAUUAUUAUAUAUAUACAGAUUGUCCAAAAACUUGUUUGUUUAAAAUAAAUUGAAUUAUUAUCUUUCAAAUUAUAUUUUUGUGUUUCUAACUUCUCUAAAAUAUCUUUAGUCUUUCUAAGGUUAAUUGUAUUAAGAUUUAUUGGUGAAAAAUUUGAACUUUCAUUUUGAAAAAUAUUAAUAGAAGGAAUAACUUUUGGAAGAUUUAUAUGAGCAAAAUGAGUUUUACUAAAUUUUUCUGUUUGGAAGACUUCAUUCUUGAUUUUCACGGUACAAUCGGGAACUGAUUCUAAAACAUAGCUUCCAUGUAUUGGUAAAUUUUCUUUUGAAUUUGGGCAUUCGAUAAUUGCUAAUUCUUCUUCUGGAACUGUAAUUAUCCAUUUUCCGUCGCUAAUUCUUGUGGAUUCUAUCUUCUUUAUCUUUACUUCAAAAUGUUCACAUGAUAAUGCCUUCUUCUUAAAAUUUAUUAAUUGGACUGCACAAGGGGCUUCUUCGGUUAUCGUUAGUUUAUUACUUCCUUUACAUAUGUACUCUUCUGAGUCUAUUUCUGUGCAUAUAUCUUCCAUAUAGAUAUAGCUAAAUUCAUUAAGUGCAAGGAAAGGUUUGUAAGGUAAAUGAAUAAGAUAAUUUGAGUUGUUCAUAGGAAUAGGAAUAGGGAAUAGUUGGUAAUAAUCAUAUAUUUCCGAUUCAACUAAUGGAAUUUCUAAUACAAAUGUUAUUAUAGAAUUUACUGAAUAGCUCUUAAUAUUUAUUAUUUUCUCGUACUGAAUUAUUUUUCCUAGUGUAGUAUCAAAAGGCAUUAAUUUUGACUUUGUCUGAGAUUUUGCUUUCUUAAUUUCAUUUAAAAGUUCAAUUGGAUUUACUAUAGAAUUGUGCAAGGUAUUUAUUUUAGCAAAUGAGAUUGCAGUUUCUACUUUCUCAAAGAUAUCAUAAAUUGUUUGAUAAAGUAAAGUAAUUUGAUUUAUUACUAUAAAUGACUGAAUAUGUGUAUACAUACUUUUUUCAAAUAAAGCUAAUUUAUUCUCUAUAUCUUCAAUUUUUGAUUUUAAAAUCAAUUGAUUAUGUGAAAUAUUAUUUAUAGCAUUAUUAAAAGUAUUUAUAGAAUCUUGCAAUAAAGAUAUUUGUCUUAGGGAAUUUACUUUUAAGUUAUUUUGAUUAUCUUUUAAUUGUUUUAUUUCGUUCUCUAUUCUUUGUGCGUCUUCUUGGUCCAUAUUUCCUGUAAUACAUUUUAUUAUUGUUCCUAGAGGAUUUAGAAGUCCUCUUUUUGUUCUCUUUUCUUCCUUAUACAAAGGCGGAUUAAUUUGAUAUAUCUGCUCUUCUAUUUUAUUUUUGUUGAGAAUGUAAUACAUUUAUAUUGUAUACACAGAUAUAUUGGUGUAAGAGUAAGCGGAACGCACCCAUAGUGUCAUGGGUUGACAUGACAGACAAUAAUAGUAAUGUCAAUGAGUAUCAUGUAGUUGUAGGUGGUAGUAAGAAGUAUGGUGGCUUAAGUUAGGUUAGUUAAUUAGUAUGUAUGUUAUAGGAAAUAAAGCCUUUUAUAAUAGUAG
Messenger RNA from Diabrotica balteata, 5717 nucleotides. The record is from the annotation of a GenBank genome assembly. NCBI's taxonomy places the organism in Eukaryota, Metazoa, Arthropoda, Insecta, Coleoptera, Chrysomelidae.